Messenger RNA from Caenorhabditis remanei, 2022 nucleotides. RefSeq lists its product as uncharacterized. The coding region runs from base 1 to 2022 and encodes 673 amino acids. Gene Ontology annotation, cellular component: anaphase-promoting complex. NCBI's taxonomy places the organism in Eukaryota, Metazoa, Nematoda, Chromadorea, Rhabditida, Rhabditidae. The transcript is spliced from 5 exons. Gene Ontology annotation, molecular function: protein binding. The record is from RefSeq and is a predicted model, not a curated record. Gene Ontology annotation, biological process: cell division.
AUGUCUGACGACUGGGGAACGGCGGCGGCUGCCGAGAGGUCUAUGAGCCGACUAACGCUGAUUCAGCAAGCGGCGGCGCGAAGCGGAGCACUCCCAGCUCCCGGACAGUUCAGAAAUAGCAAAUUGUCACCAUUCGAGGUGUCACAGAUGUCUGGAGUAUCGAUUUCGAUGGUUGAACGAGGAAAUAUUAAUAGCCGUGACUUCACCCGAGAACUCGAAUGGCUUCUCCAGGAAACCACAGAACGAUGUUUCCUCGAUGCGGAGAUGUGGACCGGAGAGAUUCUUGCCUACCUUCCGAACGAAUGGUGUGAAGGAAGCCAACCAGAUAUCUGGAAUACAAGUGUUAAGGUGUUCGCCAAUGAUUCCACUGAAUCGAUGACUUCACCGACGUCUUCUGCAGCUAAUAUGCCGGGAGAUGUCGUCGUGCCGAAAGCGAAAUAUGCGUAUUCAUCGAGAUUCGCACGAUCUUUGAUCAAAAAUAAGGAUUUCCGUCGUGCCGCUUCGUUUCUGGAGAAGACAGUUAAUGAAAAUCGUGUUGACCAUUUCCUAUAUUAUCGCUGUUUGUUCUUGGCCUAUUACCAGGAGCAUCUGGAGAAUGAUUCAGAAGGCGUUGAGAGGAAGACGAGUUUUGCAGAAGAAAAGUCUCCGUUUUCUAUUCUUCAUCAGAGAAUGACCGAUGAGAAGUUGCGAGAAAACGAUGAUGUUUGGUUUGAGUACUUGAUGGGAUUGAUUGAAGUUCAAUUGGGAUUGAAAGUGGAAGCGGAGAAGUCGUUCAAGAAUGUGAUUACACGGGAGCCAAGACACUGGCCAGCAUGGGAAGGACUCACACUUCUCAUCUCCGACAUCGAGGACGCCGACAACUUUGUCAUCCAAUUGGACUCCCGAUCGCUUUGGAUGAGUGACUGGUUCAUGGUGCUUGUCCUUCAACGAUUCCAUCAACACUCGAUGGCAAUCCAAAAAGCUGAACAACUAGUGCAACGUGGAAUGACCGGGAUCCCAAUGAUUAUCACAAAGAUCGCCGCGUGCUCUAACGCUCGACACGAUCAUGACCAAGCGAUCGCCAACUUCGAGGAUGUCCGAGAAAUGGAUCCAUAUCGAUUGACUGAUCUACACCUGCUCUCCGAUUCCCUUUACAUUCGAAACGACCAGAAAAAGCUGUCAGCGUUGGCGAUGGAACUCUACAAAGUGCACAAAUUCCGUUGGGAGACUUGCUGCGUCGUGGCGAAUUACCACGCGAUGCGACGUGACAGUGAGCACGCAAUCAAAUUCUUCCAACGAGCUCUCCGCUUGAAUCCUGGAUUCGCUGCGUUAUGGGUGCUCAUCGGUCACGAAUUUAUGGAGAUGAAAAAUAACGCGGCCGCCUGUGUUUCCUAUCGCAGAGCUAUCGAGAUCGACCCGGCAGAUCACAGAGGAUGGUAUGGACUCGGUCAGAUGUAUGAUAUCAUGAAAAUGCCAGCGUACUCUCUUUACUAUUAUCAAGAGGCUCAAAAAUGCAAACCUCAUGAUUCACGUCUUCUGGUGGCUCUCGGUGAAGUUUAUACCAAGUUGAAUCGAAUCGAGGACGCUGAAAAAUGCUUCACUGGCGCCUAUUUGUUCGGUGAUGUCGAGGGUAAUGCGUUGUGGAAUCUGGCGAAAUUGCACGAAAAUCAGAAGGAUCAUAAGAAAGCGGCACAAGCUUUCGAAGUGUUUCUUGUGGUUUACGAGUUGGUCACUUCUGCGGAGGAGAAGGUGAUUUAUUCUGUAGCUUUCCUGGCGAAUCACUUCUUCAAGACGGAAGAAUUUGAUAAGGCGCAAGAGUUUGCUACGAAGUGUAUGGCUUAUGAAUCGAUCUGCCAAGAAGGAAACCGCCUCUUCCGUGAAAUCGCCAAAAUCCAUCAACGUGAAGCCGAAUUGGACGAAGCCGAACGUAUCGGAUAUGCACAGAGAGCUGCCGCUGAAGCGGCCGCCGGUGGAGCUCCAGCACCGCAAGAGGAAUUAGGCGAAGAGGAGAUGUCGGAAGGCGAAGACGAGCUGACAUUCUAA